This is a messenger RNA of Chelmon rostratus (copperband butterflyfish), 4867 nucleotides long. It is a transcript of the gene zdhhc17, whose product is annotated as zinc finger DHHC-type palmitoyltransferase 17. The transcript has 18 exons. Gene Ontology annotation, molecular function: protein binding; palmitoyltransferase activity. The record is from RefSeq and is a predicted model, not a curated record. Lineage: Eukaryota; Metazoa; Chordata; Actinopteri; Chaetodontiformes; Chaetodontidae. Gene Ontology annotation, cellular component: Golgi membrane. Gene Ontology annotation, biological process: protein palmitoylation. The coding region runs from base 1 to 1989 and encodes 662 amino acids.
AUGGGUUUUUGGGUGUGGACUGGAAGCGGUGUCUUCUGCAAGUCUGGCGGCUGUGAUGGCAGCGUGCAGCAAAGCAAGAUUCUUCUGGGAGGGCAGGGCCCAGCGAACAUCACUACCAAGAUGGCCGACGCUAUGGAGGAAUAUGAGAAAGAAGCUGGCUGCGUCCCUAUUCUCCAUCCCGAGGAAAUCAAACCCCAGAGUCAUUACAACCAUGGCUACAGUGAGACUGUCAGCCGUAAAAACCACGUGGAUGACUACAGCACCUGGGACAUUGUUAAAGCCACACAGUACGGCAUCUUCGAGCGCUGCAGGGAGUUGGUGGAGGCGGGCUUUGAUGUUCGGCAGCCAGACAAAGAAAACGUAACACUCCUCCACUGGGCCGCCAUCAACAACAGGAUAGACUUGGUCAAGUACUACAUAUCAAAGGGAGCCAUAGUGGACCAGCUGGGAGGAGACCUCAACUCCACACCUCUGCACUGGGCCACCAGACAAGGACAUUUAUCCAUGGUGGUGCAGCUCAUGAAAUAUGGCGCGGACCCGUCUUUGAUCGACGGCGAGGGCUGCAGCUGCGUUCAUCUGGCCGCUCAGUUCGGCCACACCUCCAUCGUGGCCUACCUUAUCGCCAAAGGACAGGAUGUGGACAUGAUGGAUCAGAACGGCAUGACUCCUCUGAUGUGGGCGGCGUACAGGACACACAGCGUGGAUCCCACCCGGCUGCUACUGACCUUCAACGUGUCUGUCAACCUGGGCGACAAAUAUCACAAGAACACAGCGCUGCACUGGGCCGUGCUGGCCGGCAACACCACUGUCAUCAGCCUGCUGCUGGACGCCAACGCUAACGUUGAUGCACAGAAUAUCAAGGGCGAAACACCGCUAGAUCUUGCCAAGCAAAGGAAGAACGUUUGGAUGAUCAAUCACUUACAGGAAGCGCGGCAGGCCAAAGGUUACGACAGCCCGUCCUACCUGAAGAGACUGAAGAUGGACAAGGAGUUCAGGCAGAAAGUGAUGCUAGGAACACCCUUCGUGGUCAUCUGGCUGGUUGGCUUCAUCGCUGACCUGGACAUUGACUCCUGGCUGAUCAAGGGCCUCAUGUACGCCGGCGUCUGGGUCGCUGUGCAGUUCCUUUCCAAGGCUUUCUUUGACCACUCCAUGCACAGUGCCCUCCCUCUGGGAAUCUACCUGGCCACCAAGUUCUGGAUGUACACCACCUGGUUCUACUGGUUCUGGAAUGAUCUCCCCUUUGCCACCGUCCACGUGCCCUUCCUGAUCAACACCCUGGCUCUGUUCUACAACUUUGGCAAAUCCUGGAAGUCUGACCCGGGAAUUAUCAAAGCGUCAGAGGAGCAGAAGAAAAAGACAAUUGUGGAGCUGGCAGAGACGGGCAGCCUGGACCUGAGCAUAUUCUGCAGUACCUGCUUGAUACGGAAGCCCAUCAGGUCCAAACACUGCGCCGUGUGCAACCGCUGCAUCGCCAAGUUCGACCACCACUGUCCCUGGGUGGGGAACUGUGUCGGAAGUGGGAAUCACCGCUACUUCAUGGGCUAUCUGUUCUUCCUGCUCUGCAUGAUCUGCUGGAUGAUGUACGGCUGCAUUUCCUACUGGAGGAUCCACUGUGCCACCACUUACGCCAAGGACGGUUUCUGGCUCUACCUGACCCAGAUCGCCUCCUGCUCUCCCUGGAUGUUCUGGAUGUUCCUCAACAGCGUCUUCCACUUCAUGUGGGUGGCGGUGCUCAUCAUGUGUCAGCUCUACCAGAUCGCGGCUUUGGGAAUCACCACCAACGAGAGGAUGAACGCGCGGAGAUACAAGCACUUUAAAGUCACAGCCACGUCCAUCGAAAGCCCCUUCAACCACGGCUGCUUCAGGAACCUCAUAGAUUUCUUCGAGAUCCGCUGCUGCGGCCUGAUGCGGCCCGUGACGGUGGACUGGACCACGCAGUACACAAUAGAAUACGACCAGACGUCUGGCUCGGGCUACCAGCUGGUGUAGAGGAGGAAGAGGAGAAGGAAGAAGAGCGGGGGGAGGGGAGCAGGGGGGGCAGGUGGAAGGAGGUUUGGAAGGAUCCCCGUCCCCCCGCCCCCCUCGGCGUUCAUAUCGGAGCGAUGCUGUUCUUGGGAGCGCUUGCUUUUUUUGGACCAUCUCUCCCUCACCGAUCAAUAGACCUUGAAGUAAAAAAAAAAAAAAAGAUCAGCCAGGACUAGCAUGCUGUUACGGGGAAACACCACACCAACACCCCGCCCUCUCCCUCCGCCCCCACCACCACCUUUACUACUAUUACUACUACUACUACUACUAUUCUACAACAUCAGACUUCAUUACUGUACCUCCACUGCUAUCAACCCCCUCCACCUCGUCUCUUCUCCCGAGCCCUUUGGACGGUGCGUUGCUGCCAGGCACGAACGGAGAGGAGAGAGGCCGACGGACGAGAGGAAUUACAAAAUAAAAGCUCUUCUGCUUGUACCGGAGACGUGGCGCCGCAGAGACAGCAGCGCCAUAACGUGGCAGUAUCGUUCUUCUCCCCUCCCACUUUAUAUCCUUAUUUAUGGUGUCCCUGUUGAUGUGCCCUGUAUGUAUUUUUAAAUUUUUGAUUGGUUCGAUUGCUGUUCCUGCGACAAUGAACUGUGGUGGCCAUGGAAGCUGAAGGAAAGCUUUUUUUUUUUUUUUCCUUUUGUUUGUUUUUAUUUUUAAAUCAUGCAUUCGUUUCCAAGUAUGACAGAGAUAAGGGAAUGUCUUUGUAAGGUCUUGAUUUUGCACCGUGAUGAAUUUUCGAGUCGAGCUGAUGAGGAUUUUGCCAAUAGUUGAACUUAUCAGAGGAAAAGUGUUGGAGCUGCUGGAGGAGUCCAACUUCUCACCCGCUGAAAUAAAGCUGCAGCCGCUCGACAUGAAACUUUUAGGAGGUUUUUUUGGCGAGUAAUAACCAGAAAACGGUUGUCGUGCAGUAUUAAGUGCAUGAAUUGGGACUCCUCCAGCGCUCGACCACUGUAGACAUGACAGAAAAUAUCCUACAGACAAUGUGAUACAGGUAUAUUUAUUUUAAAACUAUUUAUAGAUAAAGUAACUAUGUUCUAGCGCCAUCAUUUUUACAUUUCACGUCAUUUUAGCUGAGUAGGUUUUUAUGAGAAAAAAUGAGUACCUGUAGCUGUUUGACACGGAAGCCCGGGAACAUUAGCAUAAAGCUCUCUAUAGACAGGUACAGCCAGUGUAUUUAUUAACAGCGGAGCUGAGUGUGAGAGAACGCAGCAGAAGGACGGACGAGUUUACACGGAAGGUGUCAUUCCAUGUGUGUUUUUCCUCAAAAAGCUGUAAAGUCUUAUUUGUUUUUGUCCUUUGUCUGCCUACAACAUUGCACUGAUCGUCGUUUUUUUUUUUUUUUUUUUUUUGGCCAUUACUGAACACAAGGGCCCAGCAGCGCCGCUUCACACCGACGCUUCCGUUGUUUACAGAGAGGAGGAGGAGGGGCCCAUCAGACAUGGCCGACUCCCAUCACUUCCUGUCUGACCCCCCCCCCCCCGCGCAGUCGGCUCCGCAGCAGCAGCAGGAUGGACUGAAGUGUAAAGAAUGUGCAUCUGUACAUAAACAAUAUCUUUCUCUGUAACUUUUCUUUUCUUUUCGUCAGUGUUAGUCGAAGGUGCUCCUGGACCUUUUUUAUUUUAUUUUAUUUUUUUGUUUGUUUCUCAAGUUUGGGGGAUUUCUUCCAACCAACCAAUGGAAAGAAGUGACUAUACUCCAAGUGUAUGACUGUAGCUUUUUGUGAUGUCCGACACUGCUGUCUAUAGGCAUUUUAACCCCCGAUUACCCUAAACUCCCCCUGCCAAGAACCUCCACUGCAUGUACGAUGCUUGGGACAGCUGGGCUCUCGCCGUCCCUCGUCGACCUGACCCCAUCGUCAUCACCAUGGUGACAGCCCGGCAAGCCACGUGUCUGUAUAUAGUGAAUGUUAAGUAUUUGCAAGUACUUUUCUGCAUUACGUUCGUUUGUCUGGUUUUUUUUUUUUCUUAGUUUCUUUCUCUCAAAUCCAGUGUGUUUAGUGGAAGUUUUCUUUCAGGUCGCCAGAUUUCCAGUCGGGCCCUCCUGUGCAAGUGUGUAAUAUAUUUGAAUGUUCCAUGCUUGUGGACUCUGUAGUCACCCUAAAGGGUUUUUUUGGGGGGGGUUUUUUUGUUUUUUUUCUGUCAUAUACCGCUGGGUUUGUUAUACCACUGGAUGUACAAAUUGUAAAGCAAAGACACUAGAGAACUAAGGCAGACGCCAAAUUUUUUUGUUUUUGUUUUCUAAAAGCUGAAAUGUGAUCAUGCAAUAGUUUUAAGGAUAGAGGGAGGUUAUAUUACAUUAAGGCCUCCCAAACUUUUGGGCCUCGUGUUUGCAUCAUCAGAAGGGGGACGGUUAUGUCAUCAUUCCCCAUUUCACUCCCCCCAUCUCGCUCACCAACAACUGAUGUCACUUCUGCCCUACAAAGACAACACGCAGCAGCGACUUUCUGCGCGCUUUAAAGGUCAAAGGUCGCGACUUGGCUGGAUUUCAUAUCAGUACCAGUAACUAACCACUUGUGUUCCAGUAAUGCCUUUUUAAGCGACAGGAGGUAGAUGUUGGCGAGUGUUUGUGUUUCGGGGGCAGAGUUCAGCACUCCCAGCUCAUCCAGGACAUGAAUUCGAAGCCAUUUCAGUCCUCACUAGUUCUUCCAGCAGCCUAUCGAGUCUCUGUUCUGUGGCCCCUCUCACCUCACCACGUGGGAUAAUAAAAUAAAAAUAAAAAAAUAAAGCACAUAAUCAUCUCCAGUGCCUCUCUGCCCACCUUCAGACAUCACUGUAACUCCGCUUCAGAUGUAAACAUAUGGGCAUGGUUCAGUUUUAAUGGCUUUAAUAAUAAAAUA